This is a messenger RNA of Penicillium chermesinum, 834 nucleotides long. RefSeq names its product actin-related protein 2/3 complex subunit 2. Bases 1 to 834 code for a protein of 277 amino acids. The record is from RefSeq and is a predicted model, not a curated record. Gene Ontology annotation, cellular component: actin cytoskeleton; Arp2/3 protein complex. Gene Ontology annotation, molecular function: actin filament binding; structural constituent of cytoskeleton. The transcript has 5 exons. NCBI's taxonomy places the organism in Eukaryota, Fungi, Ascomycota, Eurotiomycetes, Eurotiales, Aspergillaceae. Gene Ontology annotation, biological process: actin filament polymerization; Arp2/3 complex-mediated actin nucleation.
AUGACGCCGCCGCCCUCCUCCGUUGUCCACCCAUUGACAGUCUCUCCUCCAGUCCCUCCUGACCAUGCUGCUCCUGGAUUACCAGAACGCUUUGAUUCAAUCCCUCCUUACGGAGCGGUUUUCGGGGUGGUCUCCGACUUCGAUGGCGUCACCUUCCACCUUUCUACCCCCAAGUCCAAGACCAAGAUCCUUAUCUCAAUUAACGUGAAGUGCUUCAAAGAACUCGUCCAGUAUGGCGCCGAGGAGGUGCUCAAGCGGGAAUACGGCCCUUACAUCGUUUCUCCCGAACCUGGCUACGAUUUUUCAGUGCAAAUCGACUUGGAGGACUUGCCUACUGAGCAGGAAGCCCGCGAUGAACUAGUAUUGAAGCUUGCCCUCCUUAAGCGGAAUGCCAUGGCGGCUCCGUUCGAGCGUGCCUUCGACGAAUUCAACAAGCUUGCAGAAGAAGCCUCGCAAUACACGUCAGAAUCAGCACCCCAGGGUGUGAAGGAAGGUGGUGAAGUCAUGUCUAUCCACUACCGUGAGGAGGAAGCCAUUUAUAUCAAGGCCAAUUGGGAUCGCGUGACCGUGAUCUUCAGCACUGAAUUCGUGGACGCUCGGCGACGAGUUGCCACUCUCCAAAAUGCUCCUCAAGUCUUAUUCCGCAACGACCCCCCGCUUGAACUUCAAGGCGUCCCAGGUCUGCAGAGCGCGAGCGAGGGCGCCAUCAGCUAUCGCCGUUAUGAUAGCAUUUCUCAUAUCCAAACGUUCCGCGACUACUUCCAUUACCACAUUAAAGCCUCGAAGCGCGAGCGCAAGACAGCCAGUGGUCGGACGUUCCGCGUGCAGGGUUAG